Messenger RNA from Penicillium alfredii, 2007 nucleotides. RefSeq names its product glycoside hydrolase family 2 protein. Bases 1 to 2007 code for a protein of 668 amino acids. Gene Ontology annotation, biological process: carbohydrate metabolic process. The record is from RefSeq and is a predicted model, not a curated record. Gene Ontology annotation, molecular function: hydrolase activity, hydrolyzing O-glycosyl compounds. The transcript has 3 exons. NCBI's taxonomy places the organism in Eukaryota, Fungi, Ascomycota, Eurotiomycetes, Eurotiales, Aspergillaceae.
AUGGCCGCAUCUUAUCCCCGCCCCGACUUCCAACGCAAAGCUCUGAACUGGGCAUCUCUAGACGGAGCCUGGGACUUCAUCUUCGACGACGCCAACUCGGGACUAUCGCAGCAAUGGCCGCGAGAGGGGAUCCCCGCGCAAGCCGCACAGCAGCCGAAACGGCACAUCAAAGUCCCCUACGCAUUUCAGACCCCGGAAUCCGGCAUUGGCCUCUACGAAGCCCACGAGGUGAUGUGGUACGAGCGCACGAUCAGCGAUGUCCGCACUGCCGACGAAAAGGCCCAGGGUAACCGGCUGAUCGUGCGGUUCGGGGCUGUCGACUAUGAGUGCUCGGUUUGGGUUGAUGGACAUCUGUAUGGUGGGCACCGUGGCGGCCAUGUGCCGUUCGACGUCGACGUCUCGGAUGCUUUCCACCCGGGCGCGCAGACCGCGCGUCUCACCCUGCGUGUCCGCGACUCGCCGUAUGACCUGGCCCAGCCUCGUGGGAAACAGUUUUGGGGCCCUGUGCCGGAGAGUAUCUUCUAUACCCCCAGCGGUGGCAUCUGGCUCUCUGUCUGGAUUGAGAGUGUCCCUGUGACGCGACUGUGUUGUGGCAGCGGCGGCACGGUGCUCCGCUCCGAUGAUAUUGAGCGUGGCGAGCUCCAUGCCCAGGUUGCUGUCACUGGAUGGAUGAUCAGUGCAGAAUGCAAGGUCGAGAUCGAGGCGAGUCUCGGCGGCUCCCCGGUAGCCAAGGCUGAGAAGAACCUCCCGAAAGACCGCAACUUUGUGAACCUGGACCUGAGCAUGAAGGUGCCGAAUUCUGCGGAACUACAGAAGAAAGAGCCAUUUAACAUCGACGGAUCGUGGCACGACGGCGUGGCUCUGUGGGCGCCAGAGCACCCGAUUCUGUAUGACCUGGCUCUGCGCCUAUACAACGGCUCGGGGAAGCUAGUGGACGAGGUGGAAACCACAACAGGAAUGCGCAGUCUCUCGUGGCAGACCGGGGACGGCACGUUCCGCAUCAACGGCAAACCUGUCUUCCAGAUGCUGUUCCUGGACCAGGGCUAUUGGCCCAAGACGGGACUGACGCCGCCUUCGUCCGAGGCACUCCGAGACGAUAUCCAAAUGGCCAAAAACGUGGGAUUCAACGGGUGCCGUAAGCACCAGAAAGUCGAGGAUCCCCGAUUCCACUACUGGGCGGAUCGGCUGGGGUUUCUGGUCUGGGGCGAGUUCGCCAACGCCUACAAGUUCGGCAGUGACUACAUCGAUCGGAUUAACAGUGAAUGGUCUGAGGCUGUCAAGCGAGACAUCAACCACCCGUGCGUUGUGACCUGGACGCCAGUGAACGAGAGCUGGGCCUACACGUCGUUGAAAGACAACAUCGAGCAGCGCAACCACAUCCGCUCGCUGUACUAUAUAACCAAAUCCCUCGACCCCAGCCGCCCCAUCAACGACAACUGUGGCUGGGAGCACGUCCUAACCGAUCUUACCACAUACCACGACUACAGCGACUCGCCCGAGCUAGCUGCAACUUGCUCGAAGAUGGAAGGUGGGAUUCUCGGUCCGAAGGCAGGACACGACAUGUUCUCGAAGCCCAUCUAUUCGGGCUUCGGCGGCACUACGCUCCUGGACCCGGGUGCGCAGCACAAGCCCGGCGCGCCGGUGAUCUGCUCCGAGUUUGGAGGCGUCAAUAUCGCGCCGCCGAGAGAUGUUUCGGCGUCGGAGCGGGACUGGGGCUAUACCACAGCCAAAGAUCCGGAAGACUUUUUGCACCGAUUUGAAAAGUUGGUUAUGGCUGUGGUUAAGGGGGGUCAUUCGUGUGGGUUGGUGUAUACGCAGCUGUCGGACAUUGAACAAGAAGUGAAUGGUUUAUACUCGUAUGACCGCAAGGAGAAGGUCCCCGUGGCCAAGGUGAAGGCCAUCAUGGAUGCCGCUCAGGACUAUUACUACCAGCAUGUGCUGUCCCAUCACUCGAAGGGCUUUAAGAAGCUCUUCAAGCAGUACAAGCACGUUCUGCACAAGGCUUAA